AUGAAUGAGCGGUUUGACAGGGAGGAUCAAUUUGGAAUCAAGAAGGGAUCGCAGAGCCAUACAAGCUCGAUUCCAACAGGCUGCCGGGAGGAGCACAAGAGAGUUGUGUGUGUGCCACAUCCAACUAUUCCAGGAAAGGCAAUAAGGUAUCGGAUAUGCUACACAAAGAAUGGAGACGUUGGAGAGGCAGACGCCUUGAGGAUCGAGGUAUCGUAUGGGCUUGAGAAUCUGGCAAGUUGGAUCAGAAAGAUCCUGGAGUUCCACAAAUUCAAAAGACUGCUGGUCUAUGUGAAGUACGGAGAUCUUCUGAAGCUCAGCGAUGAAGUGGAAAGGAUUGGUAAAGAUCUAUUUACAUACAAUUACAAGUUUAAGUUCAGUUUUAUUCCUGAUAACUAUGAAGAUUCAGAGUAUGUGCUGCUAUAUGAGAUAGAAGGCAUAAAGAAAGGAGAGCAUUAUGGAUGA
Ordospora pajunii is the source of this 462-nucleotide messenger RNA. RefSeq lists its product as uncharacterized. The transcript has a single exon. Lineage: Eukaryota; Fungi; Microsporidia; Ordosporidae. The coding region runs from base 1 to 462 and encodes 153 amino acids. The record is from RefSeq and is a predicted model, not a curated record.